Tetrahymena thermophila SB210 is the source of this 534-nucleotide messenger RNA. RefSeq lists its product as hypothetical. The record is from RefSeq and is a predicted model, not a curated record. The transcript has a single exon. Lineage: Eukaryota; Ciliophora; Oligohymenophorea; Hymenostomatida; Tetrahymenidae.
AUGGAUCCUUUAUAGUAAUAUAGCGAUAAUUAUGCUUUCUCUGAUUCAGUUAAAUAAGAAAGAAUGAGAGAAAUAUAGCAAACUAUUUAAUUUUAUAAAACAGCUCCUGUCCGCUCUCUUUUGAAUGAUAUUAAAAAUUAUAGUAAACAUGAUCACUCAUAAAUAGAAUUAACAGCAUACAAAAAAGUAGUUUUAUUUAAUUAGCUCGAAGAUGAUGAAAAAAAGCUUUUAAAGAGUAAACUUAAAAAGCAAGUAUUUUUCAAUUUAGGCUUAUUAGGAGUGUACAAAGUGUUGGCUAACCAUUAGAUUUUUGGCAUAAACAUGAAAUAUUUUAGAAGAAUUGUAUAAAUGUUAACAUUUAAAAAAGGCAUUUUACUUUGGCCAUUAAGUCCUCUCGUUUUCCAUUAUGAUUAUUAGGAAGUAGCUCUUCGUUUAGGCAUGAAAUAUUACUUAUUAGAAUAAAAUAAAGAUCUAUUUACAAAUACUUAAAUUUCUAAAUAAAAUCAAGUUAAUACAAAUUCUAUUGACCACUGA